AUGAAAUGGCCUCUUCUUGGGAUGUUGCCAGGGCUUUUUUGCAACGUGCAUCGCAUACACCACUACGCCACCCAGCGGCUGAAACUAUGUCCCACACUUGAGUUCAAAGGCCCUUGGUUUUCCAGCACCAACUUUGUCAUCACCAGUGAUCCUGCCAAUGUCCACUACAUGUUGAGCACAAACUUCUCUAAUUUCCAGAAGGGGUCCAACUUCAAGAAGAUCUUUGGUGAUAUUCUGGGAGAUGGCAUUUUCGCUUCCGAAUCGGAUUCAUGGGCAACCCAAAGGAGAUUGAUUCAUUCAGUGCUAAAAAAUGGCCGGUUCCAGCAGCUCUUAGAGCAAACCACCCGGAAAAAGGUGGAAAAGGGGCUAAUUCCAAUCCUCGAGCAUGUCUCCAUGCUGGGAUUAGAGGUGGAUAUGCAGGAUUUGUUUAGCCGGUUCACCUUUGAUAAUACCUGCAUACUGGUUCUAGGACUCGAUCCUGGUAUCCUUUCAAUUGAACUUCGUGAAGAAUCUUAUUCAAAAGCGUUUAAUGAGAUAGAGGAGGCCCUACUUUACAGGCACGUCUUACCAGAAAGCUGUUGGAAGUUGCAGAAAUGGCUUCAAAUAGGAAAAGAGAAGAAGGUGAGCAGGGCGGUUAAGGUUCUUGAAGAUUUUGUAUUCCAUUGUAUCUCCUUGAAGCAAGAAACACUAAGGGGAAAAAGAACCCGAAUAAAGGAAGACGAGGAAGGGAGCUUCGAUUUUUUAACAGCUUGUAUGGAAAAGGAUGGCGAACUGACUGGUGGGCUUGAAAUUUCUGACAAGUUUCUAAGAGACACAGCAAUCAAUCUCUUGGUUGCAGGGCAAGACACGGUAAGUGCAGCUUUGAGUUGGUUUUUCUGGCUCAUUGCGACACACCCAUUAGUAGAAAACAAGAUUUGGGAAGAGAUCAAAGCGAAUUUGCGGGAGAAGGAUGACGAGAUCUGGUGGGCAUUCAGUGCACAAGAAGUAAGUAAGUUGGUUUAUCUCCAUGCAGCUUUGUGUGAGACACUACGGUUGUUCCCACCAGUACCUUUUGAGCACAAAGCUCCCGUUAAAGCUGACAUCCUUCCAAGCGGCCACAAAAUUGAUCCAGACACUAAAGUGCUAUUCUCUCUGUAUGCAAUGGGGAGGAUGGAAGACAUAUGGGGGCCAGAUUGCUUAGAAUUCAAACCUGAGAGGUGGAUUUCAGAGAGAGGAGGAAUCGUGCAUGUACCAUCUCACAAAUUCAUAGCAUUCAAUGCAGGACCGAGAAGCUGUUUGGGUAAGGAGAUGACUUUCACCCAAAUGAAGAUAGUUGCAAUUGCCGUUAUUUGUAACUAUCAUGUUCAACUGGUGGAAGGUCAUCCUGUGUCCCCAAGUAUCUCUGUCGUACUUCACAUGAGACAUGGCUUGAAGGUUAGGGUCAGUAAGAGACGCGUUUGA
Vitis riparia (riverbank grape) is the source of this 1440-nucleotide messenger RNA. Its product is annotated as alkane hydroxylase MAH1-like. The transcript has a single exon. The coding region runs from base 1 to 1440 and encodes 479 amino acids. Gene Ontology annotation, molecular function: monooxygenase activity; heme binding; iron ion binding. The record is from RefSeq and is a predicted model, not a curated record. Lineage: Eukaryota; Viridiplantae; Streptophyta; Magnoliopsida; Vitales; Vitaceae.